GACAAGUAGUUUGCCCCUCUUGCAAGCAGCCAUGAAGUGGAGCGUUCGGCUUCUCAUGGUCACGGCUGCCGUGCGACGCUCAGCGGCGGCCUCUGAGCAGGAGCUCUUGGAGUUCAAGCAGGACUUUCUGGAGUUUGACCUGAACAAGGACAACCAGAUCGAUGCGCAGGAAGUCCGCGCACAGUUCAAGGGGAACUUGGACGCCAAGGAGCUUCACCAGUUCUUUAUCGACGUCGACAAGGACCUCUCAGGUACUAUCUCGCUGCAGGACAUGGGACAAACCCAAUUUGUCCAUAGCCUCCAGGAGUACGUGGACUAUGCGGCCUCGCUGAAUAGUGGCGGCGAAUCGACGUCCAAUCCGUACCGAGCGCCGGAGUAGGCCUUUCGGAUGGCAUCGCUAUGCGAGC
This is a messenger RNA of Effrenium voratum, 407 nucleotides long. The record is from the annotation of a GenBank genome assembly. NCBI's taxonomy places the organism in Eukaryota, Dinophyceae, Suessiales, Symbiodiniaceae.